Molecule: messenger RNA, 682 nt
Organism: Prorocentrum cordatum
Lineage: Eukaryota; Dinophyceae; Prorocentrales; Prorocentraceae
Source: the annotation of a GenBank genome assembly
AGGCGCAGGGGUUCCUGGACGACGCCGGCCAGCCCAUUGACAUCGAUACCCAUCGCCGCAAGCUCUUCGUCAUUGAGCAGGAGCUCGCCACGGCCGACGCCGUGGAGCGGCAGGCGGCCGUCGAGAAGGAGAGGCGCCUCCGGGACAGGCAGAUCGAGCUCAGGCGCCAGGAGACCGCGGAGAAGCACCACCGCCAGGUCCAGGAGUUCCGCGAGAAGCAGCGCCAGAGGAUCCAGGCGCUCCGCGAGGUGCGCGGCUCUGCGUCGCCCUCUUGCUGGACGCCCUCCGGAGAAGCGAGCCGCAGCGCCAGCAGUUUGCCGGCGAUCGGCGGGGGUGGCAGGAGCGCGCCGCAGAGCGGGGGCGCCAAGCUGACCUCGGCGUGAGGGCCAGGGGCUCUCGCCGCGCCCGCUGCCCGGCGGCCCCCACGGUUUCAACAUAUGGGGAAUCCUUUUAUUUGUGUGCCGUAGGAAGAGAUGUUGGCUCCAGCCUUCUUUGCUGAAUCUUCGUGUGGCCCCAGUCGGUAUGAACGCUUUUGGCACUGAGCAUGUUGAUCUGCAUCUAGCAGUUUGGUCCUCCUGAUCGGGGAGUGCAAGAAGAAUAAUGUCGCGUAAGAAGCUUGAGGCGCUACUCUGGACACUUGCAAGCGUAGCUCCCCCACUCCUUCUGCUAUCUCUCGUGCUCC